GACUAUUUCUGGAAACAGCUUUUCAGGCUCCAUUCCAGACGCAAUUAGCAACCUCAAGCAGCUACGGGAGUUAUGCCUUGGGGAGCAAAUGCUCUCAGGGCCCAUACCUGAGUCAAUUGGAGCUCUCACCAACCUGAAACUCAUAUGGCUGGAAGGCAACGGUCUGAGUGGCACCAUUCCGGCCUCCAUAGGCAACCUCUCCGCACUCACCACCCUGAAGCUCGUCCAAAACAAUCUCUCAGGCUCCAUUCCAGCGGCAGUCAGCAGCCUUAAGCAGCUGAGGGAGUUGAAACUCAACGACAACCGUCUUGCGGGGACGAUACCUGCUGCAAUCACCAUACUCACUAAUCUCUCAUACCUGCACCUUGACAACAACCAGCUUACGGGAGAGCUGCCCUCCUUCCGCCACAUCACCCAACUCACAUCGCUAGACAGGCUGUCUGUUGCCUACAACUACCUCACAGCCACAGCAGACGCCUUCCCGUUCAACACCACCAGCCCAGACCCAGACGACCCCUCAGGAGGCCACAGCUCGUGCGUAUUCACCCACAACUGCCUUGAGUGGGUCUACUGCGGCCAUGGGCUGAACCAGAGGCGUGACAGUGAGUGCCGGGCGUUCUGUGGGGUGCAAGUGCAGCCGCUCACAGAGCAGAGGCUGACCCCCCGGUGCAGCGGGCAUGGCAUGUGCUCCUUCGUGCCGGACCCGUCUCACGCCAUGUCUCCUUGUGAUGAAGAUGAGGAGUUUUGGCCAUCUUACUGUGAACCUGUGGGGCAGUGCACCUGUGAUGACGGGUACACGCCAGGGACUGCUGCUGGCACGUGCGUCUCUCACGAUACCCUGCCGGUGCCUCAAGGUAUGCUUGUGGAUUGA
This is a messenger RNA of Closterium sp. Naga37s-1, 871 nucleotides long. The record is from the annotation of a GenBank genome assembly. NCBI's taxonomy places the organism in Eukaryota, Viridiplantae, Streptophyta, Zygnematophyceae, Desmidiales, Closteriaceae.